AUGUCUCCUGCUCUGAUGAGUAAUGCCACACGUGCUGUGCCCCCUCCCGUGGCACCUGGCACGCUGGAGCCUGGCACAGCAGCCAGGCUGGCCUCAGCCCCACCAUUCUCAGCUGUUGCCCUGCUCACGGCUGCCCACAACACCUCCCAGGAGGGCCAGCAGCUUUUCCUGACCACCACAGCAGCACAGGUCAUCUCUGGCAUCUUCGUGUGGUCUGCACUCAUCGUCACCUUCCACCAGAUCUACACACACCUGAGGAAUUACACCAUCCCCAAGGAGCAGCGCUACAUCAUCCGCAUCCUCUUCAUCGUGCCUGUCUACGCCUUCGACUCCUGGCUCAGCCUCCUCCUCCUCGGCAGCCACCAGUACUACGUCUACUUCGACUCGGUACGGGACUGCUACGAAGCUUUUGUGAUUUACAGCUUCCUGAGCCUGUGCUUUGAGUACCUCGGCGGGGAGAGCACCAUCAUGACAGAGAUCCGAGGGAAGCCCAUUGCGUCCAGCUGCUUUUAUGGGACCUGCUGCCUACAGGGUAUGUCCUACUCCAUCGGGUUCCUGCGCUUCUGCAAGCAGGCCACACUGCAGUUCUGCAUUGUGAAACCCCUCAUGGCAAUUGUCACCAUCAUCCUGCAGGCGUUUGGGAAGUACCACGAUGGAGACUUCAAUGUCCACAGUGGAUAUCUUUACAUCACCAUCAUCUACAACUUCUCUGUCAGCCUGGCCCUUUAUGCUCUUUUCCUCUUCUACUUCGCCACCAUGGACCUGCUGCGCCCGUUUGAGCCGGUCCUCAAGUUCAUCACCAUCAAGGCCGUCAUCUUCCUCUCCUUCUGGCAAGGGACACUGCUGGCAAUCCUGGAGAAAUGUGGGGUGAUCCCUGAAGUUCAGAUCAUCGAUGGGAAGGAGGUGGGAGCUGGGACAGUGGCUGCUGGCUACCAGAACUUCAUCAUCUGCAUUGAAAUGUUCUUCGCUUCCAUUGCCCUGCGCUACGCAUUCACCUGCCACGUGUACAGGGAGAAGAAAGAAAACUCAACAGCAAACCUCGCCCCGAUGCAGAGCAUCUCGAGUGGGCUGAAGGAGACCAUCAGCCCCCAGGACAUCGUGCAGGAUGCCAUCCACAACUUCUCACCUGCAUACCAGCACUACACCCAGCAGUCCAUGCAGGAGGCAGAGCGCAAAGCGCCAGGGGACAACGGGCAGGUGGCCCCCAAGAUAGAUGGACAGAGCAGCAGGAAGAGCAAAAACAUUGAAAAGAGAAUGCUCAUCCUGACAGAUGAGGAGCUGUAG
Molecule: messenger RNA, 1284 nt
Organism: Melospiza georgiana
Lineage: Eukaryota; Metazoa; Chordata; Aves; Passeriformes; Passerellidae
Gene: TMEM184A
Product: transmembrane protein 184A
Exons: 9
Coding region: 1-1284 (427 amino acids)
Biological process (GO): transport
Cellular component (GO): early endosome membrane
Molecular function (GO): transporter activity
Source: RefSeq, a predicted model, not a curated record